AUGGCCGCGAGAAAUCAACAGCAAGAGCAAAGAGAAGUAAAUGAAGGGGACUUGCCAGUGUCUAUUUUUUUGACGCCUAUAGCAGCACCCGCGCGGUCCAGCAUAGUAUAUCCAGAAUUUGGGGUAAACAACUUUCAGAUACGGGCUGAUUGGACUAAUUUGAUGAGCAACACUCUGCAAUUCUAUGGGUUACCUCAUGAGAAUCCAAACACGCAUAUCUCAAGGUUUCUCCGGAAUUGUCAGAAUUGUCAUGCUCCCAGGGUUAAUGAGGAUGCCAUCAAGCUGCGAUUAUUCCCUUAUACACUAAGAGAUGCAGCAUUGGAAUGGCUGGAUGCCGAACCGGAUAGAAGCAUUACCACAUGGGAGGAACUGACCAGGAAAUUCUGCAAUAAGUUCUUUCCACCAGCUAAGGCAGCAAAAAUUAGACUGGAAAUUCAAACUUUUCAACAGAGAGAUGGGGAGAGCUAUCAUGAAGCAUGGAACAGAUUUAAGGAGUUGAUGAGGAAGUGUCCGAAUCAUGGGAUCACUAUUGGAAAUCAAGUGCAGUAUUUCUACAUGGGACUUUCAUCAUUAUCCAAAUCUCAAGUGGAUUCCUCUGCAGGCGGAUCGAUCAUAGGGAAAUCAGAGCAACAAUGUAUGGAUCUCUUUGAGUUGAUUGCUACUACUCAUUCCAUGUUUUCAUCAGAAAGAGUGUCACAAACAAAAGGAGCACAUGCAGUGAUAGCCGGUCCAUCAUGUGAGAAUUGCGGAGCUAAUCAUCUAACAGAAAAUUGCACAUCUUUAGGCUUUCCAGAGGAACAAAUCAACUUCAUUCAAAAUGGCUCUCGAAAUUUUAAUCCCUUUUCACAGACAUUUAACCCAGGAUGGAGACAACACCCAAACUUCAGAUGGUCGGAUAAUCAGCAAGGGAGCAGUUCGAACAAUAACCAGCCAGAGAAAAGACCAAAUUUGGGAGAGAUGUUCAACCAGUACAUGCAGAAGACAGAUAAGGUAUUCCAACAGAUUGACACUAACUUUCAGAAUCAGCAAGCAUCUAUUAAGAAGCUGGAAACUCAAAUUGGUCAGAUAGCUCAAUAG
This is a messenger RNA of Olea europaea var. sylvestris, 1077 nucleotides long. RefSeq lists its product as uncharacterized. The record is from RefSeq and is a predicted model, not a curated record. The transcript has 2 exons. Lineage: Eukaryota; Viridiplantae; Streptophyta; Magnoliopsida; Lamiales; Oleaceae. Bases 1 to 1077 code for a protein of 358 amino acids.